GUUUCAUUCCGUCUUGCUCGCUGCUGUCAAAAAGCAAAAUUUUUCAAUCCGCUGUAAAUUUACGCUGUGUGUUGCUUAAACCUUUUUUCACGGUGAAACUUGACUGGAAUUUUGUGAAUAUAAAGCUUUCCUAUUUUGAAGCGGUGGAUUUCGUAUAUUUUUCUAUAGCUGGUGGUUGAGCGGAUAUACAGCGUGUAUGAGUGUGCCAGUGUGUGUCGUUUUUUUUUGCUAGCAAAAUUACAAGUGUGGAACAACAUAAAAAAAAGUCGUGUAAAGUGGUUUGAUAUGCGUUUAGUUUUGUGAGAAGAAAAAAAAGGAGCAAGUAAAAAAGAAAGGCAGCUACUACGAUCCGUGUGCUUUGCGCAAGGUCUGUUAUUGUUGUUGGAGCGCCAAGUGUCAUGUGGCAAGUGUCAAAAGUGUAAACAAUUGCGAAGCCGUUUGUUGGUGUGUGUGUUUGUGUAUAAAAUCUUCCAAACCGUGUAUCACAAUGAAUCUGGCCUAGGAAUCGUACUGCUAGCUUAAGCAUCGUAAUCUCGACGUGAACGGGAGGAAGUAGUGUGUUCCCGGAGGAAAGAGUCGCACCGCCUUCCUCCUGCUUCCCAUCUGUUGCGCCACCUGCACCGUGCGCGCUCGCCACACACACUUGCCAUGGAUGAAAAGAAACCGAUUCCAACACCUGCCGGUGGCAAUGCAACGGCCACCGUAUCAUCUGCCGCGGAACAGGACGAAAAUGAGAAGCGUGUCGGGUGUGCGCACUACAAACGACGGGCCAAAUUUGUGACUCCUUGCUGUAACAAAUUCUACAUGUGUCGGUACUGCCACGACGAGAACGAGACACACUUCUUCAACCGGAAAACGGUGACGGAACUGAUCUGCACCGAGUGUGACACCCGGCAGCGUGUGCAGGCCGAGUGUGAAAAGUGUGGCGUACGAUUCGGGCGGUACACAUGCCUGGUGUGCAACCUGUUCGACGACGAGGACCGUAAUCAGUAUCACUGUGAUGGGUGCGGAAUCUGCCGCGUCGGUGGCCGUGGACGAUUCUUUCACUGUGAGGUUUGCAAUAUGUGUUUACCGCUGCAGCUAAAGUUCGAUGGACAUAGGUGUGUGGAGAAUGUGUCCCGUUCGAACUGUCCCGUGUGUCUGGACGAUAUUCACACAUCGCGUAUUCCAUGUCACAUUCCCGACUGUGGACAUUUACUACAUCGGACAUGCUUCGAAGAGCUGCUUUCGUCCGGCCAUUAUGCUUGCCCCACCUGCCAGACGUCGAUGAUGGAUAUGAACCAGCUGUGGGAGUAUCUGGAUGCGGAGGUGGCCGCCACACCCAUGCCAAAGGAAUACGCAAACUAUUUCGUCGACAUACUGUGCAAAGACUGCCACAAGGAGUCAACGGUAAAGUUUCACGUGGUCGGAUUAAAGUGUACACACUGCGGUGCAUACAAUACCUGCCGAACGAAGACGAGAAGCAUAAAUGGAUGCAACAGCAGUGCCGGCAAUGGUAGCAGUACAGGCGGCGGCAGUAGUACAGCAGCAGCGGGUGGUGGCACUGCACCGAACACGACGAACCCUUCCGAGACGACUUCCUGGAUAAGGAUGGUGCCCCUAUCGAUGGUGGAGUCCGACGAUAGCGCCAUCGAUGAUAGCGCAAUUGACGACAGUGAAGAUGAACGACUUGUCGAUCGUCUUGAUGCGUACUUUCACCACGUAGUGCACGGUGAUGACGACGGCGCCAGCACAUCGGCCGCUUCAUCCGCUUCCUCCUCGAACUCUUCGUCUUCCGCGCCGUCCUCUUCCUCGACGAUGGUAAGCACCACCACCACGGCCGACGUGGGCCAGCAACGGUUAAGCAACGGUGGUACCAGCAACGGUGGUAGCAGAAGUGACGCUGCCAUACGCCGUUCAUCCAGCGCCGGUGGGUCCCGUGGGUCACCGAACGGCGGUGGCGUGGUUCAGGCGAGCAGUAGUAGAAGUAACGGCAGCACCAACAACGGGUCCGUCGUCCUAUGGACGGACGGACGGCGAAGAAGCUACGGGCGGACGGACGUGGCAGGUUCGUCCAGGUCUUCCGCGGCAACCCACGACGAAGAUCGUUCCUCGUUCGAUACUAGUAGCAAAGGUAAUGAUAAUGGUGGCGCACCAGAAAUCUGAGCGGCAAACCGUCAUUUUCGGUAUAGGUCAAAUUGAAUUUGAAUGUGAUCGUUGUGUGAGUGUGCGUGUCCCCUUCCGAAUAGAAGGGAACGUGAUGGGAAGGUGUAGAGCACGUUUCGGUGCUGCUGCUGUGCUGGUGAUGAUGGCGAAAAGGGGUUGGAUUGGAUUAUUGUAGAAAAAAUACACACACACACACAAACCCACAGGCCACUUACAAGUGUAAUAACUACUACUAUUACAUGCAAUUGUAAAGUAUUCAUUAUUCGUACGUCGCGCGCACAGCACGCGUGUGACCCAUUCCACCAUUCGCCAACUUCGAUAACGUCGAAUAGCCCCUUUAUAUUGUGUUCAUGAUGUCCCGUUCUACUCUGCGUUGAGUCACACUUAGUAAUUGUUUCGAGCUUUAGUUCUGUAGCCUUUUCCAUGUUACACAGCGGUAAACUAGCCGCUCGCGUAGAGAGAGAUAUGAUAUGUGUAGCCAUUUCAAAACAAAUUGUGAGAUAGUAACGUUGUAGUUGUAACCCGGUAUUCGGUUCUUUGUGUUUGCUUUGUAAUUAUUGUAGGAAAGAGAAACAAAAAAAUGGGGAUAGUAUAUUAAUCCGUUAGCUGGUAGCUGGUAGCUAGUAUUCGUUUUGAAGGCGCACAACGGCUUGCGCUCGAGCAUGUUGAACCGAACUUUUUUUUUCUCUCUCCACAUUACCUAACACGCCUCCUCCAUUUUACAGUUCUCAACAUUUCUGACAAAACAAGCGCCGUUUUACUCGUGUUUCUAGGGAGGUUAUUUUUCUUUUAAUGGAAGAAAUCAGUAAUUUUUCCUUGUGAAAAGGAUAGCAUGUAAAUCUUUUGUUUCUCGUAUUGUAGAUAAUUUCCACCUAAUCCUGCUUUUCAUUUAGUUCCCUUGUUUAUUAUCGCACCAUCGACCUUCCUACGCUAGGUCGGACAGGUUAAGUGUGUCGACUCCACAUUAGGCAGGAUUAAAAUUAUCAUCCAGUUUGAUUCCAGGAGACUCACAGCUAACAAAUCAAUAGGUAAAGACAAAAGCAAGCGCUCAAGACAGGCGCUACAGUAGAUGAACGUCUGCAGUCACCGGCAGACGGAAACUAAUAGCUAAAACGAUAACGUUUCUUCAAAUCCCAGUUUGAAAAAAGAAGAAAAGCAUCAGAAAACCUUAAUCUCACCGUGGUAAAAAGAAUGCUUAUACUAUCUUUCCUUCUCGUAGUGAAAAUACGAGGGUCCAAAAUUUGUUUUAUUACUUCACUAAAUCAAUCCCGGAAAUUAAACCCCCCUGCAAACCGUACCGAAUUCAAACCACUCGCUUACUAAUGAAACACACCGUUAGGAGAAUUCUAUUUAUUCACCUUAAUUUAAGUCGAUCCGCUAGACAAUGCUACCAUUUUUGUUCCCAGUAUAGAUUCCGAUAGAUAGCUUAAAAUAACCGCCACGCUCCCCCUCCCCAUCUGCUCCUCGAUAACCUCGGUGUGUUAGCAUUUUAACCUGCAAAAGUUUCGCGUAAUCUCACGUUGGCCGCUCAGAAUGGUCCUAGAGAAAUCCGAUAAAUCUCGGCAACAAGCCUAGUGAUGUGCAAAUUGAGUCAGAGUGAGUGAAUGAGUUAAAUGUUAACAAUGAAAUAGAUGAUUUAAAAUCAUUACCGAAGAGUUAUUUCAACUCACGUGUGAUUUAAUUGCACACACAAUGCGGUUUUAACUCACUCCUGAGUUUAAUAAACUUACUGGUGAUUUAACUUUCCGACUGCCAACUACGGUUUAAUUCAUUAACUAACGUACCAAGUGAGUUAAAACCUGGUAAGUGAGUGGCUAGUCGCGAGUGUUUCAACUCACUCACUCUGAUUUAACUCACGUUACUGAGUGGUUAGUCUCAUCACUACAUCAAGCGUAAGUGCAUUUGCCAAUAUCAAACAAUAAAACAAUACAUUAUCAACCACAAACACGUAGCCAGAGAGAGAAAGAGAGAGAGAGGAAUUAAUACCAACCGUUUUUCAUAUGCAUAUAUUCUGUUCCGUAGUUAAGACUGUAGAUCCGCCGGAAGUAUAGUAAAAAAACAAGAGACAAACAACCCACUCCGUCAACGAUAAUCAUAAACGUAAAUGUAGCGAUGAUAAACAAAAAGCAAAUGGAAGUGCAAACCAUUAAUGCUUGCAAGCGAUAGGAACGAGAGACUAAAGCGAAAGAGAGAGAGCGAAUUUCAAACUCAAAAUGAUUAGAUGUAAACCUGUAAAUCAUAAAAAACUAGAAAGACUAAACUAAUAACCGAACGCCGGAAAAUGCGUUCCUUUCUCAUACACACUAGGCUGGCGAUGGAUGGUGGACAAAAGAUAGAAUUUAAAGCAAAAGUAGUAGUAGUAGCGAAAAAAGAGGAAAAACAAAACACACACACACACACACACUGAACCAGGUAUCGGCACAUGAAAAGUGUAAAACAUGAAUUUAAACGUUUAGACUUAUUGAAAACAAACAUUACAAAAGCGUACUAGGGGGAAGUGACAGUUACUAACACUAGAGCGCCGGGUAUACUCUUGCGCCUAGAGGUAUACUAUACUAUACAACUAGCCCGGAAGGUUUAUAUAAAAUGGCACAACACUUUUACGUACGUACGGUUCGGAUGCAAAUGCUCUGCUGCUGAAUGAGAAAGUGGGCUGCUAACGUGCGCCCGAAUGCGAUUCGUUUCCAAUUGCGCAUUACACAAUAAACAUUUCACUAUCGUUUGAACUAA
Molecule: messenger RNA, 4875 nt
Organism: Anopheles stephensi (Asian malaria mosquito)
Lineage: Eukaryota; Metazoa; Arthropoda; Insecta; Diptera; Culicidae
Gene: Rchy1
Product: RING finger and CHY zinc finger domain-containing protein 1
Exons: 8
Coding region: 649-2145 (498 amino acids)
Biological process (GO): ubiquitin-dependent protein catabolic process; protein ubiquitination
Cellular component (GO): nucleus
Molecular function (GO): ubiquitin protein ligase activity; zinc ion binding
Source: RefSeq, a predicted model, not a curated record